Molecule: messenger RNA, 1319 nt
Organism: Rhodamnia argentea
Lineage: Eukaryota; Viridiplantae; Streptophyta; Magnoliopsida; Myrtales; Myrtaceae
Product: probable cinnamyl alcohol dehydrogenase 1
Exons: 6
Coding region: 117-1193 (358 amino acids)
Molecular function (GO): zinc ion binding; oxidoreductase activity, acting on the CH-OH group of donors, NAD or NADP as acceptor
Source: RefSeq, a predicted model, not a curated record
CUUCAUUGCCUCACCUUAGGAAUCCUCGAAUACCGACGGCAUUUACUCACAAGAGCUCUCACAUAUCACCGUUCAAGGAGAGAGAGAGAGAGAGAGAGAGAGAGAGAGAGAGAGAGAUGACUUCAGACAAAGUGAUGACGAUGAGCAAGAACUGCCGUGGAUGGGCUGCAAGAGACGACUCAGGACUGCUCUCUCCUUAUGAAUUCGAACGCAGAUCGGUCGGAGGCGAUGACGUUUCAGUAAAGAUCACUCAUUGCGGUGUUUGCUAUGCCGAUGUAGCUUACACUCGCAACAAGAGAAAUAGUACUGUGUAUCCUGUGGUCCCUGGGCAUGAGAUCGUGGGGAUUGUACAAGAAGUGGGUGAUAAGGUUAGUAAGUUCAAGAUCGGAGACCAUGUGGGCGUUGGAACCUUCGUCGAUUCAUGCAGAGAGUGCGAGUACUGUGAAGUUCGCCAUGAAGAGCAUUGUUCCAAAGCAACUGUAACGAUUAAUGGCACUUGUAAGGACGGUACCAUCACCAAGGGAGGAUAUUCUAGUUUCAUAGUUGUCCAUGAGAGGUAUUGCUACAAGAUUCCUGAGAGGUAUCCUCUAGCUCUAGCUGCACCUUUACUAUGUGCUGGAAUAACGGUAUAUAAUCCGAUGAUCCAUCACAAGAUGAAUCAGCCUGGUAAGUCGCUAGGGGUGGUUGGCCUUGGUGGGCUCGGUCAUAUGGCUGUGAGGUUCGCCAAGGCUUUCGGAUUGAACGUCACUGUCUUCAGCACAAGCACCUCCAAGAAAGAUGAUGCGUUGAAUCUGUUGAAAGCAGACAAGUUCGUGCUCUCGUCGGACACGGAACAAAUGAGCGCUCUGUCGAAAUCUCUAGACUUCAUAAUCGACACUGCAUCAGGAGAUCACCCUUUGGAUCUAUACAUGUCAUUGCUUAAGAUAGGAGGAGUUUUGGCUUUGGUGGGCAAUCCAGGCAAGGAAUUGAAACUCAGUCCACUGAGUCUUCUCAUGGGAAUGAGGAGUAUCUCCGGAAGCGCGGUCGGUGGUACGAAGCGAACGCAGGAGAUGCUCGAGUUUUGCGCCAAACAUGAGAUACAUCCAGAGAUUGAAGUAAUUCCUAUUCAGUAUGCGAAUGACGCUCUUGAGAGGAUUCAAAAGAAUGACGUGAAAUACCGCUUUGUGAUAGACAUUGAGAGCUCCUUGGAGUGAUCUACUGAUGAAGGAACUGAAGGAAUAUAUUUUCGUGCGUAUUCUAUAAGAAUUGUAUCUUUAUUUUAGUGCCAAUGACUCUCUUUAUGAAAUACAAUUAGAUAACGCAACAAUAAGUGGAAAGUA